ACAUAUCACGCCAAGAUCUGGCAUUCCGAAUAAGAUGUCUCGCAUGACAGUCCGAACCUUCUUGGUCGCCGCGAAAAGACAGCUUCAAAACUCCAUCCGAGACAAGACAUUCACGUCAUUCGUUAUAGGGAACGAGUCCGCAGACCUGGACUCAAUUACCUGCGCCCUCGUAUACGGCUACAUACAAUCGAGCAAUUCCGAAGCCAAAAAGACCGGAAGACUGGUCGUUCCCGUCACCAAUAUCCCCGCUUCGGAUCUGCCUCUUCGACCCGAGCUCACAGCUUUGCUGCGACAUGCCGGAAUCCUGCCAUCAGAACUCAUCACAUUAGACGAUCUAGGUACGGAUCCAUUACCGCAGGACAAGACAGAAUGGACCUUAGUGGACCAUAACGCCAUGCAAGGCAAGCUGGGCGAGCGUUAUUCAAGUCGAGUUGUUGGCGUCAUUGAUCACCAUGACGAUGAGAAGAAGGUCUCUAAGGAUGCUGAGCCUCGGGUUAUCGAGAAGACUGGAAGUUGCAGUAGUCACGUCACGAACUACCUGAGAGAAACGUGGCAGUCUCUCGGAUCCAUGGUGUCGCAAUCGCAUGUAGGAUGGGGCCAGGAGGACGUAGCGAAACUUGCAUUGGGCGCUAUUUUGAUCGACACAAUCAACAUGAAAGCGGAGCACAAAAUUACGGAUCACGACAGGAAAGCGGUGAGGUACCUCGAGGCGAAGAUCAACAUCUCGCCCAAGCUGGGCAAGGACUAUGACCGAGACAGGUUCUUCAACGAGAUCAACGAUGCGAAGUCGAACAUUGAUGAUCUGAGCCUGGAAGAUGUGCUGCGGAAAGACUACAAAGAGUGGAAGGAGGGUGACUUGACGCUUGGCAUUGCGAGCGUGGUGCAGUCUGUGAAGUAUCUGCAAGGCAAGGAGAAGGAUUUCGCCGCGGCAGUCAAGCAAUUCGCGCAGAAGAAGUCGCUGAGCAUCUUCGCCAUCAUGACCGCGUAUCAGGAUUCAUCAAACCAAUUCGCUCGUGAGAUUCUCCUCAUUGCUUCAAACGAAAAAGCAAAGGGGGCGGUUGAGCGAUUCGUGGAGAACGGAGGAGGAGAAUUGCAACUUCAGGACGCAGACGAUGCGGCAGAUAUGCAGGAAGACACGACAAUAUUGUAUCAGCAUCACUGGGCGCAGAAGAACCUCGACGCAAGCAGGAAGAGAGUGGCGCCUUUACUGCGAGAGGCGAUGGCCGGUAAGGGAGCGAACAUAUGA
Molecule: messenger RNA, 1246 nt
Organism: Zymoseptoria tritici IPO323
Lineage: Eukaryota; Fungi; Ascomycota; Dothideomycetes; Mycosphaerellales; Mycosphaerellaceae
Exons: 2
Coding region: 35-1246 (403 amino acids)
Cellular component (GO): cytoplasm
Molecular function (GO): exopolyphosphatase activity
Source: RefSeq, a predicted model, not a curated record